GCGGGCCGGACGCGGGAGGGCGAGUACUGGGCGCUCUACUCGCGCGCGGUCAGCGCGCGGAUGGCGGAGCACACCCCUCCCGAGAUGCAGCGCACGCCCCUCGCCGGCCUGGUCCUCUCGAUCCUCUCGCUCGGCCUCGGCCCGCCCGGCCCCUUCCUCGCGCGCGCGCUGCAGCCGCCGAGCGCCGACGCCGUGGAGGAGUCAUGCCGCUCGCUCCGUCUCGCCGGCGCGCUCGACGCGGCGGACGCCCUCACCCCGCUCGGAGCCCACCUUGCGCGCAUGCCGCUCGACGUGCGCGUCGGAAAGAUGGUGCUGUACGGUGCGCUCCUCGGCUGCAUCGAUCCAGUGCUCACCAUCGCCGCGGCGCUCUCGACGCGCCGGUCGCCCUUCCUGACGCCCUUUGAGCAGCGCCAGGCCGCCGACGCGGCGCGCAAGCCCUUCACCGGCGAGCACUCGGACCACCUCGCGUACCUGCGCGCCUACGAGGGCUGGCGCGGCGCGAGGCGCGCCGGCGGCGGCGGCGCUGGCCGGCGCUUCUGCGACGAGCACUUCCUCUCGCACGUUGCGCUGGAGGAGCUGCACGCGCUGCGCGAGCAGCUCAGCGGCGUGCUGGCCGACCUCGGCUUCGCCAGCAGCACACGGGAGGCGAUGGAGGGCGAGGGUGAGGGGAUCGCUUCGGUCCACCACGCGUCGCUCGUGCGCGCCAUCGUGUGCGCUGGCCUCUACCCGAACGUGCUGCGCGCGAGGAUGCCCGACACGCGCUUCGUCGACACGGUGGGCGGGGCGGUGGAGGCGGAGGACGAGCGCGGGAUCGUCAAGUUCUACCUCGCGGAGCGGCGGGCGGGCGGGCGCGUCUUCCUGCAGCCGGGCUGCAGCAUCUACGCCUCGCCCAAGCUGCCCUCGGAUUGGUGCGUCUACAGCGGCAAGAGGCUGCAGGCGCCACGGCCGGGGGGCGCGGGGGUGGCGGCAGUUGCGGCUGCGGGCGACUACACGUGCGAGCGGUGCGGCGCAAAGGUUUUUGCGUCCAAGCCUGCGUGCUUCCGGUGCGGCGCACCCAAGCCGAGGGGGCCGGCGGCGGCGGCACUGGCACCGGCGGCCAAGGCGGUGGCGCCGGCGGGCGGAGACGGGAGGCUGAUUGUGCGCGACGUCACGUGCGUGUCGCCGUACGCGCUACUGCUCUUCGCGGGCGGCUCGCUCGUUGUUAACGCCGAGGCGGGCACGGUCGAGGUGGACGGCCACAUCACCAUCGCCGCCUCUGGCCGCGUCGGCGCGCUCCUGAAGCAACUGCGCGCCGAGUUGCUGUCGCUGCUCGCCAAGAAGCUAGAAGAGCCGUCGCUCUCGCUGGUGGGCAGCCCGAUCUACGAGGCGAUCGUGCGGCUGAUCACGAGUGAUGGUCUGUAAAAAAA
Messenger RNA from Emiliania huxleyi CCMP1516, 1406 nucleotides. RefSeq lists its product as hypothetical. Gene Ontology annotation, molecular function: RNA binding. Gene Ontology annotation, cellular component: intracellular anatomical structure. The transcript has 2 exons. Bases 61 to 1401 code for a protein of 446 amino acids. Lineage: Eukaryota; Haptophyta; Isochrysidales; Noelaerhabdaceae. The record is from RefSeq and is a predicted model, not a curated record.